Pygocentrus nattereri (red-bellied piranha) is the source of this 1703-nucleotide messenger RNA. RefSeq names its product prostaglandin F receptor (FP) (gene ptgfr). Bases 468 to 1580 code for a protein of 370 amino acids. The transcript has 5 exons. Gene Ontology annotation, biological process: positive regulation of cytosolic calcium ion concentration; adenylate cyclase-activating G protein-coupled receptor signaling pathway; inflammatory response. Gene Ontology annotation, molecular function: prostaglandin F receptor activity; thromboxane receptor activity. NCBI's taxonomy places the organism in Eukaryota, Metazoa, Chordata, Actinopteri, Characiformes, Serrasalmidae. Gene Ontology annotation, cellular component: plasma membrane. The record is from RefSeq and is a predicted model, not a curated record.
AUUUGGUGUGGCUAAGUAGAGGCAACUCGACUGUUCGCAGGGCAAAAGGCUACCAUUUUACUAUUUUCCUCCAAGUCAUUCCACGAAGGGGAGCUUUUCACAGAGGGUGGUCUGAAUGACUGAGAAAGAGGAACACAGGACACAUAAUGUUCGGAGCACGGCACAGAAAAGAGAGAUAGCAUGGAAAACGCGCUCCGCCCCGAGACCACAGUGCACGCGCGCAGGUAGAGCGGCACAUUGUUUAGGAUGGAUGUGAAGAGAGAGCUCAACAUUGCCAUGGAAGACCAGAUGACCGCAGCACGUUACUUCAGCUUCUAUGUCAGACUAUGUCUGCUGAGUUCGGCAGGACAGAAAUGUUCGUUUUAAAAGUUUUUAGCUUUAAUCUCCCACUGCGAAUCACGACCUCCUCCUCUUCUCAGGUCGACUCACCACUGGAAGCCAGGACCUGACUACUAGACUGGUAAAUCAUGUCUUACAAUAGGACAUCCAAAGCAGGACCUUCAAGCAGUAUGUAUAAUGAGAACUGUAAUAAAGGAGAUGUAUCAGUCACUACUGUUGUAAACAUGACAGUGGGCAUUGUCUCCAACACCCUGGCUUUCUUCAUCGUUCUCAAAGCCUACCGGCGGUUCCGUCUCAAGUCCAAAGCUUCUUUCUUGCUCUUUGCGAGUGGUCUUGUGCUGACUGAUCUACUGGGACAUGUUAUGAAUGGCUCCCUGGCUUUAUAUGUAUAUGCCUCAGACAAAGACUGGGAGAGCUUUGACCCCAAGCAGAUUCUUUGUGGGUUCUUUGGUGUUUGCAUGACUUUCUUUGGUCUGAGUCCCCUACUGCUUGGAACCAUUAUGGCAGUGGAGCGCUGCAUGGGAGUCACUCGGCCACUCUUUCACUCUAUGGCUUUGACCUCUAACCGCAUAAACAGACUGCUGGCACUCACUUGGCUCCUGGCUCUGCUGGUGGCCUUGCUACCAGUGCUAGUGCAGAGGCCCUAUCAAGUUCAGGGGUCCUGUAGCUGGUGCUUCUUCCGUAUGGUUGGACCACGUGACUGGCUGGACAUUCUCCUCCCCAUGAUCUUCUCUGUGUUGGGAUUGCUGUCUCUUCUUGUCUCGUUUGUGUGCAACUCUGUGACAGGAUUCACUCUUUUGUGGUCCAGACUGCACCGUGAACAUGACUACCACCGCCAUCACAGAAGCACUAUACAUUUUGAGAUGGUCUGCCAGCUCCUUGCUAUCAUGAUUGUGUCCUGUGUGUGUUGGGGGCCUUUGCUGGUCACCAUCAUUAUCAUAACCUUGCAAAGGCAAGAUGCGCACGGUCACCUGCUACUGACUGUGCGUCUGGCCACAUGGAAUCAGAUUCUUGAUCCAUGGGUGUAUAUUCUUCUGCGCAAGGCUGUCUUGAAGAGGCUUCUCCUGCUGGCACAGAGGUGCCACAGCUCACGUCCAAAACAUGCCUUUGGGUGGAGGUUUAGUACUCUGGGGAGUUCUGUGGAGACCAGCAGCUCUGUGAACAGCAGACCAGAUUUCAUCUGCCUGGAUGGUCCAUUCCUGCCAGAUACACUCUUGAGACCCAUUGGGCACUUCCCUUGAGCCAGAGAGCUGGACACAGUUUAGCCAAGGAUAUGGUCUGGUCAAUGUCCCAAGGAAAAUAGUAGAAAAUAUUGAAAAUGUUUGUGUUAUCUUAAAAUUGAGUGUUAUAUUAUUGGACAUCCU